AAUCGACUCGGACGAGUCUUCGCUGCAAGAGAAGGAGAAAAAGUUGCUCACGUGUCACGAGUCACCCUCUCCUCGGCCACAGGAUCUCUUUCCUGCACCUCUUCUUAUCCUGGCUCGCACCACCACCGUCAUGCCGCUCCUUGCGCCGCCGCUCUCCUCCUGCCACCUCCGCCCGCCCUUCCUCUCAUUCCCCUCAUCCACCGGUCGGCCCCUCCGCCGCGGCGACCUCGUCAUCCGCAUGGGCGGCGGGCCCCGCACGUUCCCGGGCGGCGUCUCCAAGUGGCAGUGGAAGCGCAUGCAGGCCAGGAAGGCCAAGCAGCUCCUCAAGGCCCGCCUCGCCCGCGAGCGCCAGCUCUACGAGAUGCGCAAGCGCGCUGAGCUCCGCGAAGCCGUCUUCCACCUCGAGCGCCCCUGGGACCCCGACUCGGCCUCCACCACCGCGCUAGCGCCCAACCUCCUCUCCGUCGCCGCCGAUGACCAGCUCAAGGGGCUCGCCGACCGCUUCCACCGUCCCGGCGGCGUCGACCUCUGGAACGACCGAGACGGGCCCCAGGUCUUCGCAUCACCGGACACCGGCAGGACCUCCGCGCGGUUCUUCCCCAAGGACGCCGUCCACAGCGUCCAACCAUAUGCGCGUCUUGGUGCUGGAGUGGACGGCGGGCAGGGUGUUCGUCAGAAUGCCCCCGUGGAGGAUGUUCGUGAUGACUGUGAGCCUACUGUGGAAUUAAUGGAAAGGGAUGGAAUGUGGGAGCCGGUCAUUGCUUUGGAUGGUAGAGCCUCUAGCGAACGUAGUUGGAUUAAUGGUGAUGCUAUUUCAGACUCAGACUCAGAAGAUGUUGAUUUUGGUCACGAGCAACAAGAAGCAAUAGUUAGACGGGAUGGAAGGAGGAGAGGCAUAGUAAGACGUGAUGUUUCAAAUUCUAUGACUGAUGGUAGUGGGAGGGGUAGGGAUUGGAGAGCUCAAGGUUCAUUUUCAGACUCAGAAGGCACAAGAAAAGGUCGUCUUGAUCAAAGAUGGCCAGACGACAGUAGUGACAGUAGAAGGAAGCGUCCUGCUGGAAAAUGGAAGUCCUCGGCUACCACCAAGGGUAGUAAUUCUGUUGAGAAGGACCGAAUGGUUGACUGUUCUUUCUCUGAUUCUGAGGUGAACCGCGGUGGUUUUGAGCCAAGAUGGAGAGCAAGGAGCAGAGAGGGCACAAUGAACGCUGAGGUGAAGUGGAAGCUCUCGUACGAUAGCCAUGGCAACGUGACUAGAAAGGUUCGCAUCGGUGGUGAAUUUGAUCCAAAUUCAGACCACGGAAGGUGUGAAAAUUUGGAACCAAAAUGGAAAGGCCCAAAUAGCUUUAAUCGAGGUGAGAACCAAAGGGGUCGACCAGCACUGAAAUAUAGGCCUAACGCCGCCAACAAUGGGGAGAGGUCAGGUGGAUACACGAGAGGCAACAAUGGUGAUGUCAGAGAUCGAUUUGGUAACGGCUUUGCCUCGGACUUGGAAGAGCCAACAUGGAACCCAAGAAUAAAGAACAAAGCAAGGAACAACAGUGGACACAGAGAGUACAACCAUGACAUGAAUGGGAGAUUCAGGGAGGGUGGCAGUGGGGCGGAUGGCAUGAACGGGAGGUUCAGGAGAGGUGGCAGUGGGGCGGCAAGACGGAUGAACAACGAUAGAGAAGAUGGCAGCAAGCAUGGAAGCAGGCAGAGAAUCGACAUGAACGGUGGACGGCCGUUCAUGGGAGAUGGAUACUCCCUACGACCAACAUCGGAAUUGCACAGCUCGAUGGACAAGAAUGGAGGACAGCAGUUGAGGGAAUACCGAUUCUCGCGACGGUCAACAUGAACAUCCAUAUUCAGAUGAAAUGUAAUGUCACAAUAAACACUUUAACUGUGAUAAGCUAAUGCGAUCCGUGUUGGUGCUAACUUCUGUAUGACCAAAUCUCUGUUCAAAAGUAAUCUAAUUGUACAUCAAGCUUUUACUUUGUACACGUUGUAACAUUAUUAUCUUAUUUUCAUGGAAAAUUUUCUUCA
This is a messenger RNA of Brachypodium distachyon (stiff brome), 2022 nucleotides long. RefSeq lists its product as uncharacterized. The coding region runs from base 131 to 1834 and encodes 567 amino acids. The record is from RefSeq and is a predicted model, not a curated record. The transcript has a single exon. NCBI's taxonomy places the organism in Eukaryota, Viridiplantae, Streptophyta, Magnoliopsida, Poales, Poaceae.